This is a messenger RNA of Eupeodes corollae, 2086 nucleotides long. It is a transcript of the gene Not10, whose product is annotated as CCR4-NOT transcription complex subunit 10. Gene Ontology annotation, cellular component: CCR4-NOT complex. Lineage: Eukaryota; Metazoa; Arthropoda; Insecta; Diptera; Syrphidae. Gene Ontology annotation, molecular function: protein binding. Gene Ontology annotation, biological process: mRNA catabolic process; negative regulation of translation. The coding region runs from base 105 to 1910 and encodes 601 amino acids. The transcript is spliced from 8 exons. The record is from RefSeq and is a predicted model, not a curated record.
UCUGUCAAAAAAUUUAAACGCUGCUUUUGGAAUUUUGCUACCUAUUCAAUAUAAAAAGAACUUUAUUCUUUCUAAAUAAAAUAUUUUCUUGAUUAUAAAAAUUUAUGAUGUUACCCUCAGAAGUUGUAUCAACCGAAAAGGGUAAAUUAACUGAGCAGGACUUCAAUUUAAUAGCACAAGCUCAGGAUGAGUUUAAUAAACAGUGCUACGAUAAAUGCUUGGAAACUCUUCAACAGCUGGAGCAGUCAAUGGGCAAUAUAUUCAAGAUUCAACACAAUAAGUGCAUAGCCGAGUUUUAUAAAAAUGAAUCUAGAAACCACGAUAAACUUCUGCAAAUGCUUCAGACCGAAUCAACUGAGGCAACCAGACCACGGAGUCCAAUUGUCACUUAUAACAAGGCAGUUAUCUACUACCACAGGCGGAAAUAUUUCAGUGCUAUUGACAUCCUUAUGCCAUUAGUGGAAAGGCUAGACGAGUUAGAAGAAUCCAUUGUUUUGAAUGUUGGUGUACUUGUUAUCAGUUGUCUGCUGGCUACAAAUCAACUGAAACGAGCAUUGGCUUUUCUCGAAGCUAUACAAAUCCAUUUGGGAAUCAACUUAGAUACUGUAGCAGGCGAAGACAAUUCUUCACCGGAAAUCUUGAGCAGCAUUGAUGGUUUCAAUCGAAUGUUUAAAAUGAUAGCAAUGAUGACUAAUGUUUUGAAUAGGAAAACCGUUGUAAUACCUGAUGAUGGGACUGCAGAAUUUGCUGCGCUCAAAGCACAUCAAUACUAUCUAAUGAAAGAUUUUCAGAUGGCUGCUAAGCAGUUGUCCAAAAAGUUUACUCCCGGAUGUUAUGGCGUCGAAACCCAUGGUGAAGAUCUGGAUACCUGCAUCGCUAACAACAUGGGCAUUAUUCAUUUGAGAGUUCGUCACUAUGCUGUGGCUGCGAAGUUCUUUCAGAACGCUAUAUCAUUUGAUAGUAAAUUCUCUAGUAAUUUAAAAAAUGUCCCAUUGCAUUAUUUGAGUGCACCUCGUUCGCGAGAAGUUUUAUACAAUCUUGGUAUAUCGAUGUUACAUUUGAGGCGGCCUAAAGAGGCAUUCGAGUGCUUUCUCAUUGCUCUUAAGACUUAUCACAAGAAUCCUAGGCUUUGGUUUAGACUUGCGGAGGCUUGUAUUAUGUUUAAUGAAAUGACAAAUUUAGAAAAUGAUAAAAAGCCAAUUAUAGCCGCAAUAGUAUGUCCUGGGUCUCGGAGGAAAUUUAUCUUUCAACCUACUCCAAAACUUGCCUACCCGGAAAAUGUACAGUCUGCUGCGAUUCCUGAAACCAACUUGGAGUUUGCAGCUUUAUGUCUACGUAAUGCUCUUUAUCUGCAUAACACCUACAAAACACAGUUUACUACAUCUAACACUGAAGAUGCUGAUACACAAAGUUGGAGUUCAAUCAAUGAUGACAACAUUUGUAAUCCUUCCAUGCCCAUAUCCAAGGAAUCAUUUGCUAAUUUAGGCGCUGCUAUUUCUGCGGCCUACAGUUACGUUUCGUUGCGUCUAGGGGACUAUGUUCUUGCACUGGAAUAUGCCAAUGAAUUGCUGCGUAUGGACGGUAUUUCGGAAUCAUAUGAAAUGCUUGGACAUAUGUACAGCGGGGAAGCUUUGAUGAUGAUGGAUAAAUUAUCAGAAGCACGUAUUCAUUUGGAGCCAAAAUUCAUAUCUGCACCUAACGCUUUCGACUUCGAAACAAAAGACUGGCAAGUCAAAUCUAUCGAAGCUGCUCAGUCGAUUAUGACCUACAAUCUAGUUGUGUGCAUGAUAAUGCAAGGUGAAUUAGACAUUGGCAAAGCCUUACUCACAACCUGCACGCAUCCAAUUGUCAAUGCAAAAGUGAUGGCCCUUAAGACGUAUAUUGAUAUAGUUUCCAAAGGCGGUCCAUAAUUGGUUGAGCAAUUGAAAGUGUGUAUCAUUGUAGAUAUUUUAUCUAUAUAAUAUUCUCCUAUUAUAUAAAUAUAUAUUUUAAGCGUUAUGUGUUUUAUAAUUAUGUAUAUUAUAUAGCAAAAUUUAUAAUUAGAAAUAGUAUUUAAAAAUGAAAUAAAAAUAUAUUUUGUAACUCA